This is a messenger RNA of Linum tenue, 378 nucleotides long. Lineage: Eukaryota; Viridiplantae; Streptophyta; Magnoliopsida; Malpighiales; Linaceae. The record is from the annotation of a GenBank genome assembly.
GGAGUGGCAGCUGCCGGAUCGAUGCCUUCGUCAGUUUGGUCGGGAGCAGUGCAUUCUGUUGGAAGUCCUCGAGAGUCAAAGGGCGUUUCACCACCGAGAUGGUCGGUAAGGUACUCACAAUUGGUCCACGAAGUUGGCGGAAAUGAUCGCAGUAUGGGAGAACCGACAACUUUAGGAUAUUGUCACUCCAACAAGUGUGGGUCGAAUGGGGUAUCAUGACCCAUACAUGGAUAGAUAUUGUCAAACAUCGGUUCGGUACGUGACUCCGGAGGGUGCGGCCGAUGGUGCAUUGGCUGAUGGGAUCGAGCGGAUCAAAGAGUUGACCCAUGGGAAACAUGAAAUGGGCCAAGAUGCGGUUUUGGCCCAGAAAUCUAAAAC